AUGGUAUACAGGGGUCCUAGCAAAGGGUGUAAUAUAUGUCGAGCUCGCCAUAUCAAGUGUGAUUUAGGAAGACCAUAUUGCAGCAAUUGUACCUCAACACAACGCACUUGUUUAGGGUAUUAUCAUGUAUUUGAGCAUACACAUCGAGAUAAGACCCUCAAAGUAUCUAAGCGCAUGCAAACCCUUGCGCUUGUUCACCAAUUAAACCCCUUUUCAGCCGCGAAAGACGGUAGUGGAACUACUGCGCCAGCAUCCAUGGAUAUAAUUGGAUUUCUAUCAAUGCCUAUUCCACCAUCGAUCCCACCUGACAUCGAAUAUUCAGCUUUGAACUUCUUUUUCCUCAAUUAUAGCAUGACCCCAAACAGCCAGGCUACAUAUGGGUUUCUGGACCUUCUACCUUUCUUGUAUUCUCGAUCCAGUCAUUCAUCUGCAUUGGUCAUCGCCACAACUGCAUUCGCUGUCAACAUAUACUGCUUGUGGGGUCUUUGCGACCGUGAUGCUUCCACGGCUAGCAAACUAUACUUCAAGGCGGUGAUGAAGGCUAAGGACGACAUAGUCGAUCCAAUACAAACUAGUUCAGACGACUUGCUAAUGACAACCUCAUUCUAGAGGCCUACGAUGACCUCAACUCAUCUUUUCAGCAAAUACGCGGCAAAGCGCUGCAUGCAGCUGGCUCGAUUGCAUUAAUCAAGCACAGAGCGGCGUUAAACCACCGGGACAAGCUUUUUCACCGGAUCGCCAUCGCUGUUCAAAGUAAGCUAGUUCGCCUUGCGUUGAAGGACAUUACCAGUAUUGAGCAACUUAAAAUUGUUGACAUCUGGCAAGAAGACAGCCCCGUGGAGCAUAGUCCUGCAAUCGAAGCGGACAGGUUGGCAUUUCAAUACGUUCAACUAAAAGCUCAGUUGCAUACAGGAACAAGAGCUGAUUACCCAUCUAUACUUGCCCAAGCAAUUGCUCUCAGGACUAGGUGUAUGCAGUGGCUCGAUGCCCUUCCUGAUUCCUGGCGUCCAACAUCAGUCUCCAUAGAUGGUAUUGAAGCGUCUGUCAAAAUACCUGGCAUUUACGACACGAAGUGUGACGUGUACAUCAACCUCUCAAUAGCCAAUAUCCGGAACUGGCACCGUACGGUUAAGCUUGGAGUCUUGCAGAUUAUUUCGCAAUGCCUUAAUGGGAGCCUGGACAUCGAUUACACCCUUCGACGAGUACUGGCUAACAGCACCAGGGAGGGUGCACAAAUCAUUGUGGACGAAAUAUGCGCAAGCCUCCCAUUCCAUGCCGGUAAUAUUAUGCAGCGAACCUUCCCAAUGCUAGGCAACAAGCCCAAGAUCUGUUUCCCUCAAGCAUGUGUUUCCUUUCAAACCGACCCGGAGUAUCGAAGAUUUCCUGAGUCAGAAACCGAGAAUUCACGCCAUAUCGUAUCGUCUGGAAUGUGGAUGAUUCAUGGGACAUUGACCAAUGUGCUUAGACUAAUUGAAAAUGAGCAUACUGGUUCGUCGUCCUGUAUCACUAUUCGUCAGGGGCAGGUGGAGUGGAUUCAGAACCAGAUCCUGAGACUGCAGAGGGUCUUCUCUUUC
Molecule: messenger RNA, 1574 nt
Organism: Exophiala aquamarina CBS 119918
Lineage: Eukaryota; Fungi; Ascomycota; Eurotiomycetes; Chaetothyriales; Herpotrichiellaceae
Exons: 2
Coding region: 1-609 (202 amino acids)
Biological process (GO): regulation of DNA-templated transcription
Molecular function (GO): zinc ion binding; DNA-binding transcription factor activity, RNA polymerase II-specific
Source: RefSeq, a predicted model, not a curated record